ACAACAAACGAAGUGGAUCUCCAGUAAAACAGGGAACCACUACAACGACAAGAAGGAUAUUUAUUUAAAUUACAAAACUCCCCACAACCAAAUUUUAUUACAUAAGGAUUACAAACGACAAUAAACAAAAACAUAAAACAUGAGAGUAACACAGCAGUGGGCCGUAUUGGCCGCCGUUUUAUUGGCCAUAUGUUCGGUGCAAGCCGAAGAACCCUCCUGGUCCACGGACAGCUGGUCGGUGAAGGAAUCAAUGCUGGCUCGUAGAUCCGCCGAUGCUGAAGCUGCCAAACAGGAAGAUGUCCAAGGUCGCAACUACGCCGUUCAUGAACAAAUCUACAGCAACGAAACCGAGGUCAAUGAAUUGGUUGAACAACUCAUCACUUCCCGACGUGAGGGUAGAAUUUUGAAUGACUACGAUCAGGUCUAUGCUGAUGGUAAUGUUGAUCAGGCCUUGAUGCAGGGUGAUGAUAUGCAGGCCCGCAAUCUGGUGCGUGAUAAGUUGUGUUCUUUGGGUCUGAUGAGCUGUGAGACCGAGGGCAAACGUCAAUACUAUUCGACCAUUUAUGCCCAGGGACCACCACCACCCAAUAAAUUCGGUGGCGGACCUUAUGGACCAGCCAAACCCAUGCCACCACCUGGAUUCUACAAUGGUCGUCCUCCCAUGGGACCUCCUCCAUCAUCGGUUAACUCUUUUGGUCCACCACGCAAGGUUGGCUAUGAAUCAUCUUACAAACCUGGUUACAGACCCUCUGGCCCAGGAGGCAACUACAAUGGUCCCUAUUUGGAGUCUCCACCACCCUCGGCCAUUGAUGGUUCCGGUUUGACUACCUUCAACAAACCCCCACCCGGUGCCAUAAUUUACGGUAGCAAACCUCCAGGUCCUGUUUACAGCGGUAAUGGCGCUAGCAACAAGAUCCCUCCUUAUGCUUUUGAAAAUCCCGAAAAGAUUCAUGCCGCUGGUUCCCAACAAACCAAUUUCUAUAGUCACCAAUCAUCGGCCUCUGCUUCCCAAUCCUCUAGCACCAAGGUUGUUGUGGGCGGUACUGUUGCCAAUGCCGUCUCAGCCAGUGCUGCCGGUCUCCAGCAACAUGUCCAUCAUCAUUUCCAUCAUGUUGAUGGUGGCGAUUCUGCAAAGGUACCCACCGUGCCCGUUCCCUUGGGUAAUGGCCAAACCAUAAAUACUGAUUUCUCUGCCUUGGCCCAAUCCUCCACAGCCUUCAAUCCCCAAACUUCGGCCUCCUUUGGUGGACAAAGUCAAAAUUCCUACAAUGCCGGAUUCAAUGCUGCUUCCCAGGGUGGCCUUUUGUCUCAGACUUCCAAUGGUUUCAAACCCAACGGUUUGGGUUCCUUUGGUGCUGGUUCAUCGGCCGGAGGUGCUGGCUCAAAUGGUUAUGGAUCAACAGGAUUUGGUUCUUCUGGUUCUAACUUUAACUCGGGCAGCAAAUUUGCUUCCGGAACUACUGGUUUUGGUUCCAGCAAUGCAGGUUAUGCCUCGGGUUCCAGCAAUGCUGGAUAUGGCUCUGGUUCCAGCUCUAGCUCCAGUUAUCACAGUCAAAAUCCCAGCUACUACAAAAAGGAGUUGCAAAACUUCGGCGGCAUCCAAGCUUCAUCCUCGAACAAUUUCAACAGCCUUACCUCGGGUUAUGACCAAUCUUCUUACAACAACGGUGCAGGCUAUGACACAUCUCGCAACCAAUAUGUCGACUGCCAAUGUGUUCCCUUCAACCAGUGCCCAGCUGCUGACCGUAUUGGCCGCAAGGAAGAUUUGAUUUUGGCCAUUGAUCCCCGUAAUUUGGGUAAGGAUAUUGAGGCUUUGAGUGAUGAGGCCGCAGCCAACAUCACCACCAAUGCCAUGCCUGAAAAGAAAGAAGACUCAGCUACCGAAGAGAAGAAGCACGAAGAGGAGGGUGAAAAGAAACGUAGCAAACGUGAAGCAGAAGCAGCCAAGGAUAAGCAAGAUGAAGCUGCCGAUUUGCCAUUAGAUGCUGAAGGGCGUGCCUACUAUGGUAACCGUCCCGUUGAGAAGACCUGCCGUGUAAAUGAAGUCUGCUGCCGCCGCCCCUUGCGCCCUGUACCACCCCCACAACAAUUUGGACGCUGUGGUGUACGCAAUGCUGCUGGCAUUACUGGUCGCAUUAAGAACCCCGUCUAUGUUGAUGGUGACAGUGAAUUCGGUGAAUAUCCCUGGCAUGUGGCCAUCUUGAAAAAGGAUCCCAAAGAAUCGAUUUAUGCCUGUGGUGCCACGCUCAUUGAUGCCCAACAUGUGAUUACAGCUGCCCAUUGUAUUAAGGCUCAAAAUGGCUUCGAUUUGAGAGCCCGUCUGGGUGAAUGGGAUGUCAACCAUGAUGUUGAGUUCUUCCCCUACAUUGAACGCGACGUUGUCUCCGUACACAUCCAUCCUGAAUACUAUGCCGGUACCUUGGACAACGAUUUGGCUGUGUUGAAAUUGGAUAGCCCUGUUGAUUUUAGCAAAAAUCCUCACAUCAGCCCCGCCUGUUUGCCCGACAAAUACUCCGACUUCACCGGUGCCCGUUGCUGGACCACGGGCUGGGGCAAGGAUGCCUUCGGUGAACACGGCAAAUACCAAAACAUUCUCAAAGAAGUCGAUGUGCCAAUUCUCUCCCAUCACCAGUGUGAAAGCCAGCUGCGUCAAACCCGUCUCGGCUAUAGCUACAAACUCAAUCCCGGUUUCUUGUGUGCCGGCGGUGAGGAGGGCAAAGAUGCCUGCAAAGGUGAUGGUGGCGGCCCCUUGGUCUGUGAACGUCAAGGCAUCUGGCAAGUUGCCGGUGUGGUGUCCUGGGGUAUUGGCUGUGGCCAGGCUAAUGUUCCUGGUGUCUAUGUUAAGGUUUCCCACUACUUGGACUGGAUCCGUCAAAUCACUCAAUACUAUAAAUGAUUGGAAGCCACACCGCCAGUGACCACGACUCGAAGAUGUUGCCAAUCGCGGGACAUAUUUGAGUUUCACUUUUAAAUCGCCAUCAAAUUUUCAAUGUCUGUCUUUUUUUACGAGCUUUUAAUUUAUUUUGUUAGUGUUGUAAGCCGAUAACUGACGUGCUCUCAGCUUUAUGUAUUUAUUGUUUUUUGUUUUAAUCCUUAUUGUUUGUUGUUUUUUUUUUUUUUUUUUUUUUUGUAUUAUUUUUUAUUGUCAUUUGAGAUUGUUGCGUGAAAACGCCGUUGAUCACGUAAACAUAGAAACAAAAACUAUUUAAUUUUUUUAUAUAUGUAUUUAAUUUAUUUUUUGUAAUGAAUGAUUAUUUAAAUAAAGUGAAUUUUUAUUUAUAAAUAAAA
This is a messenger RNA of Musca domestica (house fly), 3288 nucleotides long. RefSeq lists its product as uncharacterized. Gene Ontology annotation, molecular function: serine-type endopeptidase activity. The record is from RefSeq and is a predicted model, not a curated record. NCBI's taxonomy places the organism in Eukaryota, Metazoa, Arthropoda, Insecta, Diptera, Muscidae. The transcript has 4 exons. Gene Ontology annotation, biological process: proteolysis. Bases 140 to 2896 code for a protein of 918 amino acids.